Sphaeroforma arctica JP610 is the source of this 823-nucleotide messenger RNA. RefSeq lists its product as hypothetical. Lineage: Eukaryota; Ichthyosporea; Ichthyophonida. The annotation marks the transcript as partial. The record is from RefSeq and is a predicted model, not a curated record. The transcript has 4 exons. Gene Ontology annotation, molecular function: mRNA binding. Gene Ontology annotation, cellular component: cytoplasm; exon-exon junction complex; nucleus. Gene Ontology annotation, biological process: RNA splicing.
CAGAUCGAAGGGACAACACAAAAGAUACCUACGAGUCCAUCUCAUCCGAGGCUGCAACUCAAGGCGCACAACGAUCCGUAGAGGGAUACAUUGUUGUGGGGACGCACAUACACGAGGAAGCACAGGAAGACCACAUCUUCGAGGCUUUCGGAGACUUCGGUGAGAUAAAGAAUCUACAUCUCAACCUGGACCGACGAACCGGUUUCGUUAAAGGAUACGCUCUAGUAGAGUACGGCACACACGAAGAAGCACAAGCAGCCAUCAGCGGUCUGAACGGUACCGAACUUCUGGACCAGACGAUCGCCGUUGAUUGGGCGUUCGUUAGUGGCCCAGCAACAACAGGCAGAAACGGUGCACGCGGUGGAAGGGCUGCAAGGCGAUAAACGAACAAUCGGAAGGAUUCAAGACAGCUUUAGCUUCAUGCCGCCUGGUAGAAUAGACAAGCAUCGACGGUCCUCUGUUAGAGGACCAACUCAAAGCUCGCCUGUUCUGUACGACAUUGUGUUGUGUACGCGUACCUGAUCGAGCGAGCAUUGUAAGGCAUGCUUUCCUAGCGGUUGGCACCUACGAACCGACUGAGUUUCCGAUUGCACCUCAUCUUUGAAUCGUAUGGAUGCGAUCUGUCAAAGAACAGCCUUGAGACGAAACAUAGCAAGUUUCGGGGACUUGUUCUCGAAGUCCGCUUGAAAGUGACGGAACGUCACCUCAGGGGUCACAUUUCCAGGGGCAUACUAAGGCAAUUUCGGAUAUGAGGCUAAUUAUACAACAAUAAAACACGAAUCACCUGACAACUCGCCAGUGUCGCCCAUGCGAUUGCAUAUAG